CGUGGAAGAGACUUGGUUGUUAGAUAUUGCUACAGAGUUAACUAGAUUUAUCUGCGUGUUUUAACAUGCUGUUGCAGAGACCUGGUUGUUAGAUAAUGCUACUAGAUUUGUUUUAGUAUUUAACAUGCUGUGGCAGAGACUUGGCUGGAAGCGCUGUGCCCGAUGCCAGUACUGUGCGUGAUAGGGCGUGUUAAUCGUCAGGUAGUUGACAGUCACGAAUUGUUAAUGUUUAAAUGGACUGCUUUAAUUAGAAACUGUGUGAAUAAAAAUGCUAGUCAUUAAGUGUAACCAAAGCUAGGUUAGCUAGUUCGCUUUUUUUGUUGGAAGGUGUGUGGAGGCGGUAGCUUGAGGAUGCUAGUUACACAGCUAGCUGGCUAACUAGCUGCAUAUCCAGCUAUGCUUCUGACAGACACUUUCUGGAAUUCGGGACCUGAUAUAUCCUCCGAAAAAACAUGUGGACGGUGUCGCGGAUACCUCCCGGACCUUGCAAUCCGCUUUCUGCACGGCUGUGACAGGAUUCACGGGCCCCGAAAGGACGCCGCGCAACUCCGAUAGAUAGGCAGAGAAGACAGGCAGCAUCGUGGGAGAUCAUGCUCCGCAUCCUAGCCGUCGGCUCCGUCUUCUUCCCAGGGCUUUUCCUGCUCUCCAAGAGAUGCCUGAAACGUACGCCGGGCCUAAAGUGGAGCGAGGCCGAUGCCGUCAUCGUCUCUGCCAGACUGGUGUCCUCUAUUCAAGCCAUCAUGGCCUCCUCAGCAGGAUACAUCAUUGCAUCAUCAUGUGAAGAAAUCAUUGAGGAUCAGCACUGGCUCACCACCACCUACAUCCUGUUUGCAGUCCCUUACUUCAUCUACGACAUCUAUGCUAUGUUUAUGUGCUACUGGUACAAGGUCCAGGUCAAGGGUCAUGAGGAGGAGGGCAGGGCUAAGCCCAUGGGUGAGGUCAUAAGGAGCUACCUAUGGCGAGAAUUCCUCAUGGUGCUACACCAUGUCGUCAUGGUUACUGUCUGCUUUCCCGUCUCUGUGUUCUGGAGGCAGGGAAAGGGGGACUAUUUCCAGGGUGUGAUGUUCAUGGCUGAACUCAGCACUCCUUCUGUUUGUCUGGGAAAAAUACUCAUUCAGUACAAGCAGCAACACACUCUCCUUCAUAAAGUCAAUGGGGCUCUCAUGCUGGUCACUUUCUUCGUUUGUCGAGUUCUUCUCUUCCCCUACCUCUACUACGCCUACGGCAGGUAUGCGUCCAUCCCCUUCUACAUGGUGCCACUUUCCAUUCCCUGGCAGUAUAACGCGGGUGCUGCCUUGCUCAUGGCCCCGCAGGUGUACUGGUUCUGUCUGAUCUGUCGGGGGGCCUUCCGCCUCUUCACUGGGGCCUCACGUCAUCAGCGCCCGCCCCUCAGCAGCACAGACUCUGAACCCAGAAGCCCACUACCACCUCCCGUCAAUGGCUACGGUCCGCAGGAUAUGGAGAGAGAGCCCAGCACGCACUGAGAGAGUGAGAGGAGAGAGAGAGAGAGUGUGAGGGCUGCCUAGAGGCUGGAAAAGAGGGUUGGGAGUUUUUUGUUUGUGUUUUUGUUUGUUUGUUUUUAAAGAAGCCUCAAUCAUAUUGGGGUAACUGAAGGCUCAGUACAUGUUCCAAGUAGUGAGUGUUCCACUGCUGCUGCGUGGGGUGAAUAGGACAGGACAGGACAGAGGUGGAGCUGAUGGGAGGAGUGUAAGAUGUGCCUACCUCUGUCCCCUCUCUUCCUCUGAGGAGCAUGUUCCUCAAACCUCUGUCGCACUCAGUCACUGCGAAAGACCGGAGAGAGAGAGAAGAACACAGAUUGUAUUCUUUACACUGUUUCCCACAUUCCGUGACUGACUUUCCUACACCUGUUGGGAGGGGAGGGUAGUGUACUGUAGAGCAGGGCUAGCUGUCAUUUGUACAUGACCAUUGCAAUGUGCACGGCUGGAAAAAAGGUGGAGAGAGGUUAAUACU
Molecule: messenger RNA, 1971 nt
Organism: Electrophorus electricus (electric eel)
Lineage: Eukaryota; Metazoa; Chordata; Actinopteri; Gymnotiformes; Gymnotidae
Gene: tlcd3ba
Product: TLC domain containing 3Ba
Biological process (GO): ceramide biosynthetic process; lipid homeostasis
Cellular component (GO): endoplasmic reticulum; membrane
Molecular function (GO): sphingosine N-acyltransferase activity
Source: RefSeq, a predicted model, not a curated record